AUGAAUUCCCCAUCCACACUCCAGCAGCUGGCAAUAAGAAGUCUACUACAAGAUUAAGCCCUGGUUUUCUCUGCUCUGAAGAACCUGCCCAUGGUACUCUUCCCACCGCUAUUCAAAGGCGCUUUCGAUGGCCAACAAACAAAUAUCCUGACAGCGAUCGUGGCAGCCUGGCCCUUCCGAUGCCUUCCUGUGGGAGCCCUGAUGAAGACCCCUGACCUGGAGACCUUGAAGGCUGUGCUGGGUGGCCUUGAUUUGCUGAUUAAGGAAAAGGAUAGACCUAGGAGUUGCAAACAAGAAGUCCUUGAUCUUCGGGAUGCCCAACAUAACUUCUGGAAUUGGUGGUUCUCCCAUCUGGUGAAGCUCCAGCAUCUCUAUUUGAAUGGUGUUUUCUUCCUAAAUGAAAGAUUAGAACAAGUACUCAG
Molecule: messenger RNA, 422 nt
Organism: Cricetulus griseus (Chinese hamster)
Lineage: Eukaryota; Metazoa; Chordata; Mammalia; Rodentia; Cricetidae
Source: RefSeq, a predicted model, not a curated record